Anguilla anguilla (European eel) is the source of this 2984-nucleotide messenger RNA. It is a transcript of the gene klhl36, whose product is annotated as kelch-like family member 36. The record is from RefSeq and is a predicted model, not a curated record. The coding region runs from base 150 to 2033 and encodes 627 amino acids. Gene Ontology annotation, molecular function: cullin family protein binding. Lineage: Eukaryota; Metazoa; Chordata; Actinopteri; Anguilliformes; Anguillidae. The transcript is spliced from 5 exons.
UUGUCAAUCAGUAGGACACUUCCUGAAUCCUGGAUGAUAUCAUGGCUGCGGAACACGGUUGGGCGAAUGCCCCGAUAUUGUUUGAGACCGAAACAAUGUAAUAUUUUUACAACCUAGGAUGCUGUGAUCUUGUUAAAAAGAGAGCCAGGAUGGAUGGCGGGAGGCAAGUUCGUGUGUCACGCCCACAGCGGAUAAGUGAGUCAUCGAAGGUGUACCGCUGGGAGGAGCAGGCCAGUUGGGUGCUGCAAGGCCUGAACGAUCAGCGUCAGCGGGGCCAGCUGUGCGACGUGGUGCUGCUGGCGGAUGAGCAGCGGGUCCCUGCCCACCGCGCCCUGUUGGCGCUGUCCAGCCCCUACUUCCAGGCCAUGUUCACCCUGGGCAUGCGCGAGGAGCGGCAGGCCGAGGUGGAGCUGGUGGGCGCCUCCUACGUAGGCCUGAAGGCGGUGGUGGACUUCCUGUACAGCGGCGAGCUGCCGCUGGACGGCGGCAACAUAGACUACGUGCUGGAGACGGCGCACCUGCUGCAGGUGUGGCGGGUGGUGGACUUCUGCUGCCAGUACCUGGAGCGGGAGGUGAGCGAGGAGAACUACCUGUACCUGCAGGAGCUGGCCCUGCUCUACAGCCUGGAGCGGCUGGACGCCUUCAUCGACCGCUUCGUCCUGGAGCGCUUCGCCACCCUGUCCUUCACCCCCGGCUUCCUGCGUGACGUGCGCCUGUCCAAGAUGGCCGCCUACCUGGGGAGCGGCCGGGUGGAGCACGAGAGCGAACAGGCCCUGCUGCAGGCCGCUCUGCAGUGGCUGAGCCAGGCGCCCGACCGGCCCGCCCACGCCCGCCAGCUCCUGGGCCACGUCCACCUGCCCCUGAUCCCGGCGGCCGAGCUGCGGGGCCGCGUGCUUCCGGCCGUGCGCUCGCUGCUGCCCCCGGAGGCGGGCAGGGAAGCGCUGGCGCUGGUGGAGGAGGCACUGGGCUACCACGACCAGCUUAGCGCCCAGCCCCUGCUCCAGACCGCGCGGACGGCCCUGCGCGGCGGGGUGGAGUGCCUCCUGCUGGUCGGGGGCGAGGUCUCGGAGCGCGGGGAGGAGCUCAGCUCCGAGGUGCGGCGGCUGGAGGGGGCGGGCGGCGAGGAGGCGGGCUGGGGGACGGAGACCCAGCUGCCCGCCUGCCGGAGCCACCACUGCGUGGCCGUGAUGGGCGAGUUCCUCUUCACCGCCGGCGGGAGCUCGUCUCGUGACAACGGCGGUGACGCCGCCAGCAACCUGCUGUACCGCUACGAUCCCCGCAGCAACCAGUGGGUCAAGGGAGCGUCGAUGAACCAGAGGCGUGUGGAUUUCUAUCUGGGGGCGAUGGGGGACUGUCUGAUCGCUGUGGGGGGACGUAACGAUAAUGGGGCUCUGUCAUCUGUGGAGGUAUACUGCCCCCUGGAGGACUGCUGGCACUACGUCUCAGGACUGCCCAGGUUUACCUAUGGCCACGCUGGGACGGUGCACAGAGGACUGGCCUACAUCUCCGGAGGCCACGAUUACCAGAUCGGUCCGUACCGGCGGGACGUCCUGAGCUACGACCCGCGCGACGACGCCUGGGCGGAGCGCCGGCCGAUGGGCGUGGCCCGGGGGUGGCACUGCAUGGCCUCCCUGCGGGAGCUAAUCUACGCCGUGGGCGGCAGCGACGACCGAGAGGGGACCGCCGAGCGAUUCGACGUCCUGGCCGUGGAGGCCUUCGACCCCCGGGCCGAGCAGUGGACCCGCCUCGCCCCGCUGCUGCAGCCCAACAGCGAAGCGGGCGUGGCCGCGUGGGCGGGGAAAAUCUACGUCCUGGGCGGGUACAGCUGGGAGGGCAUGGCCUUCUCUCGCUGCACGCAGGUGUUCGACCCGGAGAAGGGCCAGUGGGCCAGGGGGGUGGACCUGCCCAAACGCGUGGCAGGGGCGUCGGCCUGCGUGUGCGCCGUCAGGCCCCGUUCGUGCGGCCCGGACAGGAAGGGGGCGGGGCAUAAGGGCAAGACUGAGCAGCCCGCUUCCAAGAGGAGGGGCCAUUAGCAUCACAUAAGCAUCGUUAGGAUAGAGCCACACGUCCUCCAACGAGAUUGCCUGGCAUCAUAUUCGCCUCCCACACUUGGCCGCUUGUGGGCAUGUUUCCUAUUUAUAAAACAGUGUUAAUUAAACGUACAUCGAUCUUAUAUGUUGAAAAGCCCCACAAGGCAAUAAUUAAUGAGCCCUUCUUAAUAGAACCAUUUGGAAUGGGGAAAAUCAAAUUUUAAAUCAGAGACAGUUUACACGUCGGAUCUUUUGUCUGAUUGGUCAUCGCAAUACGUUCCUUGUCCUUUCGGUCGCUCUUCCGGCUUGCCUCGCACUUCUGGUUAUCCCAGCAUGCCUUGCGGACAUGACGAAUGGGCUCUCUUGAAAUGAGGGGAGGCGAUUACAAAGUCGCUUCUCAUUGGUGGAUGUGUGGCUUCAGCCUAAGGGACUGAGUCUGCUGGGGGUGGGGCAGUGUGGCAGACCCUCCCUCCUCCUCUGUGACGGACAGCUGCAGGCUGCAGUGCUCAUUACAGGUCUGCUCAGUACAGGUCUGCUCAGUGUUACUAAUAAAGCUCAUGUGAAGUGCUGUGAAGUUUGAAGCUAGCCAGAGGAGUGCAAUCAAGACCAUGCAAGUGUGUGUGUCUAUGUAUUAUACAUGUGUGUGUUCGUGCCUGCAUCUGGCUGUCAAGUGUGUUUUCAGACAGGAUACAGAUGAUGUAUUAUGUGUGUGUGUGUGUGUGUGUGUUGGAGGCAAGAUGCAGAUGCCUGCAAAGUGUAUGCAUGUGUGAGAGUAAAAUUGGCUACAGAUUGGUGCUGUUGUGUGUGCGCAUGCAUGUGUGUGUGUGUGUGUCUGUGUCAGACAGAGAGUGAGGAUGAGCACAGAUGGCUGGAGCUCUGUUUUAUUAAAAUGUGUCAUGGUCCCUAUACAGGGAAAUGCAGAUGAUUGAACUAAAUUAAACAGAAAUAUGAUGA